Messenger RNA from Nematolebias whitei (Rio pearlfish), 1293 nucleotides. RefSeq names its product neurexophilin 1 (gene nxph1). The record is from RefSeq and is a predicted model, not a curated record. Bases 342 to 1151 code for a protein of 269 amino acids. Lineage: Eukaryota; Metazoa; Chordata; Actinopteri; Cyprinodontiformes; Rivulidae. The transcript has 2 exons. Gene Ontology annotation, molecular function: signaling receptor binding.
GGAGCGUGUUGGAGGCGCGCGCGCGCGCUAUAAAGCGCACAGCCCCGCCGCUCGCGUCAGUCCAGGGUUGAUCGUCAGACUAUCCGGACCCGAACCUGCGAUGACUCCCCUGCUCCCCCCACCUGGAUUACCACUGAACUAACUUCUACAUGUGGCCCCCCGCUCCAUCCUAACGCCACCCCCCAGUCUCAGCACCUCCAGCCUGCACCUCCCCGCGGUCAUGGGGCGCCUGGUUUCCCGCCAGCUGAGGGCCCCCCCCGCGCUGUGAGGUGGAUUUAUGACAGAGGAGUCGCAGCUUGCAGCAGCCGAGGGACCUCACAGGAAGUUCGAGCUCGAGGAGGAUGCAGGGGACUUGUUGGUGCGCCGUGUUCGUCCUGACGCACGCGCUGUGCCUGGUCACAAGUGUCCAAGCCUCAAGGUCGGACAUCGUAAAGUCAGGAAACCCUAAAUCUACACUAAAGCACAUUUGGACAGAAAAUGGUAAGGAGAUGUCCAUCAGUCGGCUGCUGUCUCAGACUUUACAUGGCAAAGAAAACAGCACAGCCUUGGAUCUUCACUAUAACACUCCAGAGCCCUACUCAGAACAAGACCUGUGGGACUGGCUGAGGAACUCCUCAGACCUGCAGGACUCACGGCCACGAGUUAAACGGCGGCCCAUGGUUAAGACGGGUAAGUUCAAGAAAAUGUUUGGCUGGGGGGACUUCCACUCAAACAUCAAGACAGUCAAACUCAACCUGCUGAUCACUGGAAAGAUUGUGGAUCAUGGUAAUGGCACUUUCAGUGUGUACUUCCGUCACAACUCCACAGGCCAGGGGAACGUUUCCGUCAGUCUGGUCCCACCAACUAAGAUAGUAGAGUUUGAUGUGGCAACGCAGCAGUCAGUCAUUGAUUCCAAGGACUCAAAGUCUUUUAACUGUCGUAUAGAGUAUGAGAAGGUGGAGAAAGGUGCAAAGAACACAUUGUGCAACUUCGACCCAUCCAAGACCUGCUAUCAGGAGCAAACCCAGAGCCAUGUGUCCUGGCUCUGCUCCAAACCUUUUAAAGUUAUCUGCAUCUUCAUUUCCUUCUACAGCACCGACUACAAACUGGUGCAGAAAGUGUGCCCAGACUACAACUACCAUAGUGAUACUCCAUACUUCCCAUCUGGCUGACGUUUCUGAACAGCGCGCACACCUUGAUGGAUGAAUGGAGCACCGACUGGGAGUUUGACCCGUCCCAGAGAAUGUGUCUGUUAGCCAUCCUGUCCUCCUGUAAUGUAUCCAUACAAACAUCUCUGUAGAUUAUUUUCCUCAA